AACCAAUAACAGAGCGACAGGUAUGGUACUGAGUAUCGCCAAGGACACCAGGUCCCAGAACUCAGUUGAGAGACCCCAGAUCGUCUGGCACUGUUCUCCUUGAUACAGCGCAUUAUCAUUGAGGUUGUUUUGGAGUCAGCGACGUACACUUAUUUGACCACGAUGAAUCGAGCCCACUCAAUGCUAUUCCUGAUCAUUCUUGCAGGAGUUUGUCCUAAUCAUGUGAACUGUUGGUGUUUGACGGAUGCUUUGCUAGCAGGGGGAGCUGUAGGUGCGGGCGUCGUAGCGGCACCUUUUGUAGCAUCAGCCGCGUUAGGGGCUGUUGGUUUCACUGCCGCCGGGACAGCCGCCGGUUCUGCUGGAGCCGCCCUGAUGUCCACCUAUGGUGGCAGUAUCGCCGCAGGCAGCGCCGUAUCUGUGAUGCAAUCAGUAGGCGCGGCUGGUUUAGGAGUAGCUGGUCAGGCGGUUGGUGGCGCCGUGGCAGGAGCUGCUGCCUACGCCGCUGGUGGGGGCAAUUGUGAUCCAAAAUCUCCCAACUGCUAGAAAAAAAGGGCUUAUGCAUCCUUAUUCAAUAAUGUAGUAACGUUCAUCAAUUUUAAAUUAUCAGGAUACAGUAUAACGUCGUACGUGGCAAUAAUGUCGAAUCUCGAAUGUUUGUAAAAAAAAAACCCAUAUUAUAUUGUAUCUUUUAUAUAUUUCAAAAUAUGCUCAUAUCAAUAAAAAAUUGUUCUCCUAUUUUG
This is a messenger RNA of Pecten maximus, 740 nucleotides long. Its product is annotated as interferon alpha-inducible protein 27-like protein 1. The record is from RefSeq and is a predicted model, not a curated record. Bases 163 to 543 code for a protein of 126 amino acids. Gene Ontology annotation, cellular component: membrane. The transcript has 3 exons. Lineage: Eukaryota; Metazoa; Mollusca; Bivalvia; Pectinida; Pectinidae.